This is a messenger RNA of Musca vetustissima, 2077 nucleotides long. Its product is annotated as AP-1 complex subunit gamma-1-like. The record is from RefSeq and is a predicted model, not a curated record. The transcript has 9 exons. The annotation marks the transcript as partial. Gene Ontology annotation, biological process: intracellular protein transport; receptor-mediated endocytosis; Golgi to vacuole transport. NCBI's taxonomy places the organism in Eukaryota, Metazoa, Arthropoda, Insecta, Diptera, Muscidae. Gene Ontology annotation, molecular function: clathrin-cargo adaptor activity. Gene Ontology annotation, cellular component: AP-1 adaptor complex; membrane coat; Golgi apparatus.
AUUGUGCCGAAUUUGGUACGCAUCUUGAAAAAUCUGAUAUUGGGUGGUUAUUCUCCCGAACAUGAUGUCAGCGGUGUAAGCGAUCCAUUUUUACAAGUGAAAAUCUUAAGGCUAUUACGUAUCCUUGGCCAUAACGAUACGGAUGCAUCAGAGGCAAUGAACGAUAUACUGGCACAGGUGGCUACAAAUACGGAAACAAGUAAAAAUGUUGGAAAUACCAUUCUAUAUGAGACCGUGCUGUCCAUUAUGGAUAUAAGAUCUGAGGGUGGUCUACGUGUUUUGGCUGUAAAUAUUUUGGGUCGUUUCUUAUUGAAUUCCGACAAGAAUAUCCGUUAUGUUGCUUUGAAUACAUUGUUGCGUACGGUGCAUGCGGAUACGUCUGCUGUACAAAGGCACCGCACCACAAUUUUGGAGUGCCUCAAAGAUCCCGAUGUUUCGAUACGAAAACGUGCUAUGGAAUUAUCAUUUGCAUUGAUAAAUGCCCAAAACAUACGUACGAUGACAAAAGAGUUGUUAUUGUUUUUGGAAAAAGCCGAUCCAGAAUUUAAGGCUCAAUGCAGUUCAGGAAUGAUACUGGCGGCUGAACGUUAUUCACCCAAUACCAGAUGGCAUUUGGAUACACAGCUAAGUGUUUUAAUUGCGGCCGGUAAUUAUGUCCGGGAUGAUGUUGUUUCCUCAACCAUCCAAUUGGUCUCGAGCAGCCCAGCUGUUGAACAAACAUAUAUAACUAAUCGUUUUUGGGAAUCCCUACAAGUUUCCAAUCAUUGUGAAGAUAAACAACCACUGUUGCAGGUGGCCGUUUGGGCUAUUGGUGAAUAUGGUGACAUGUUUAUGUAUGGUCCCAAUGAAGAAGAAUUUGAACGUCCAUCAGAAAGUGAAUUAAUUGCUAUGUAUCAUAAAUUUUUAACGUCUGCUCAAGUAUCAACAACUAGCAAGCAAUAUGCUUUAGUGUCAUUAGCAAAGCUAAGCACCCGACUCCAGAGUUGUGUAGAAGAAAUUCAAGCAUUAAUUACCUCAUUCGGCAGCCAUUUAAAUGUAGAUUUACAACAAAGAGGUGUGGAAUUUUCACAGCUAUUCGGUACAUAUAAACAUUUGCGUCCGCCACUGCUGGAAAAAAUGCCAGCAAUGCAAAUUAGUCGUAUGUCAUCACAAAACGGGGAAAGCAGUGGUUCAUACGAAGAUCAUAGUCCAGAUUUAAUUGAAAAUGGUUUGGGUGAUGAACAAAUCGGCACCGAAAGCAAUAUGAACACCAUGAGUGAUAAUACGAAUAUUCUUUUAGAUCUUUUGGGUGGUUCGGAUUUAACAACGCCAAGUCCUCUGACAAGCCAGGAUCUUUCUGUACAAAAGAAAAAUACGCUCAAUGCUAACAAUGAUAAUACAAGCACUUCGAAUAAUCAAGAUUUCCUUGAUUUACUCGGUUUGGAUAUGUCGUCGACACCGGCGUCGGCAACAACAAAUGUUACCUCCAAUGUUGUCAAUAGCACCAACACAAACAUGAACAAUGUACUGAUGGGUGUUGGUAGCGGCGUUGUCGGUGGUGGCGGUGGUGGUGGUCUAUUGGAUAUUAUAUCGACAGCCAGUACUGCACCCACCAAUGGCAAUGAUUUAUCAUCAAUAAUGGCUGCCGCUAGUAUAAAUAUGCCUUCACUGGAUUUAAACACGGCCAAUUCCCUAAUAAAUGAUCCGCUAGCUACGACAGCAGCUUUAAAUAAUGUUAGUGUGCCUCAAGGUCCGAAAUUGACAGCUCUGAAUAAGAAUGGCGUUUUGGUUCAAUUAGUUCCCGUUAAGACAAAUGAUUCAAUGCAAAUAUAUAUGACAACAACAAAUAGUUCUACAACCACAUUAGAGCAAUAUCUAUUUCAGGCGGCAGUUCCUAAAAGUUUUACACUACAAAUGCUAUCGCCUUCAGGUUCAGUUCUACCACCAGGUGGUGUUAUAACGCAAGAAAUGCGUGUUGUCAGUACGUCAAAUGCUACAUUACGCAUGCGUAUACGCAUAUCAUAUGUCGCCGAUGGUGUAAAUGUCUUGGAGCAAACAGAAGUAAGUGGUUUUCCAGAUACAACACCGGAAUAGAACU